Exophiala dermatitidis NIH/UT8656 is the source of this 1488-nucleotide messenger RNA. RefSeq names its product aldehyde dehydrogenase (NAD+). The record is from RefSeq and is a predicted model, not a curated record. Gene Ontology annotation, molecular function: aldehyde dehydrogenase (NAD+) activity. Bases 1 to 1488 code for a protein of 495 amino acids. The transcript has 4 exons. NCBI's taxonomy places the organism in Eukaryota, Fungi, Ascomycota, Eurotiomycetes, Chaetothyriales, Herpotrichiellaceae.
AUGGCCUACACAAGUAUCUCAACCAGCAAUGGCAAACAGAUCAAAGUCCCUACGGGUCUUUUAAUCAACAACGAAUUUAUCCCCAGCAGCACCGGGGCAACGAUUGAAAUCUUCAGCCCAGUUAAUGAACGGCAAAUCGCAAGAGUCGCCUCCGCGACCGCAGCAGAUGUCGACCUGGCAGUGCAAAGUGGUCUAAAGGCUCUUCCCGCGUGGCGGUCAACACCUCCAUCGUCCAGAAGCAAAUUCCUGUCCAAGCUGGCCGACCUGAUCGAGCGAGAUGCCGACGACUUGGCCACCAUCGAAGCCGUGGACGCAGGUAUCCUGUUCGGCGAAUCCAAGGCGCUUCACAUCACGCAAGCAAGCGACACGUUGCGCUAUUUUGCGACGCUUACAGAUCGUCCGGGGGAGAGCCUCGAGAUCCCGAAUGGCUUUGCCUAUACACGACGAGAGCCUUACGGUGUUUGCGCCGCAAUUGUCCCCUGGAACGCGCCGUUAAUGAUCACGAUAUGGAAGCUAGCUCCCGCAAUAGCCGCCGGAAACGUCCUCAUCAUCAAAACGCCCGAAUUGGCUCCUCUUUACGCUCAAAAACUAGGCCAGCUGAUCGUGGAAGCGGGAUUUCCUGCCGGGGUCAUCAACAUCCUCUGCGGCUUGGGCCAAGAUGCCGGCAAAGCCAUUGCCGAACACAUGCUCAUCAGGAAGCUCUCCUUUACCGGGAGCGGCCCGACGGGUCGCAGCAUCCUCAACGCCGCAGCGGCUUCGAAUUUGAAGAAGGUGACUCUGGAACUCGGCGGCAAGAGUCCCUCCAUUGUCUUUGACGAUGCGGACCUGGACAACGCGCUUUUCUGGACCGCGCUCGGCUCAUCGGCCAACAAUGGCCAAGUCUGCGCUCUGGGCUCGAGAAUUUACGUCCAAGACACCAUUUACGACCAAUUUGUGAGCUCGUUCAAGGCUCGCGCUUCCGCCGGUCCCACCGCGCACGGGGAUCCCUUGAGCGAGAAAACCACCAAAGGCCCGGUCAUUUCCAGGCCACAACAUGAAAAGAUCAUGCGAUAUAUCCAAAAGGGCAAAGAGGAGGGCGCCAACGUUCUGUUCGGCGGCGAUGCCCUUGGAGAUGGGAUAUUUGUCCAGAAUACGGUCUUCACCGAGGUGCGGGAAGACAUGACCAUCGUCAAGGAAGAAAUCUUUGGGCCCGUUGCGACGAUUGCGCGAUUUUCUGCCGAAACCGAGGUCAUUGCCAAAGCGAACGACUCGGAAUAUGGACUCAACGCGGCCAUUUUCACCAAGGACAUCGCGCGCGCACGUCGUGUUUCAGAUGCCUUGGAAGUAGGGACGGUGACGGUGAAUUCUUGGGGCUUGAUCAAUGCAAACACCCCCUUUGGAGGCGUCAAACAGAGUGGCUUCGGCCGUGAUCUUGGACGAGAGGCUUUAGACGAGUGGACCACGGUCAAGACCGUGAAACAUGUGCUGUUGCCGCCUGCGAAGCUGUGA